UACAGUUUUAAAGAAAACUAUUGGUGACAAAAAUGAUUAUGUCAAAAACAAUGACAUAAAUACAACAUCAACAUGUAAAAUAAAAUUUUAGGUAAAAAUCUCAACAUGUACGUUAAAAUUAAAAGAGAAGUGAGUCCAGAAUAUCUCAGCGCCUGACGAACCAAAAUGGCGGUCCCAGCAGUGGGCAUAGACCUAGGCACGACGUACUCGUGCGUGGGCGUGUUCCAGCACAGCAAGGUGGAGAUCAUCGCCAACGACCAGGGCAACAGAACCACGCCUUCGUAUGUCGCCUUCACUGAUACUGAGAGGCUGAUCGGAGACGCAGCUAAGAACCAGGCAGCUAUGAACCCCAAAAACACCGUUUUUGAUGCUAAAAGACUAAUAGGGCGAAAAUUUGACGACCCAAAGGUCCAGCAAGACAUCAGGAACUGGCCAUUCGAAGUAGUUUCAGAAGGCGGAAGACCAAAAAUAUUAGUGGACUACAAAAAUCAAAAACGAAGAUUCACCCCUGAAGAAAUAUCUUCUAUGAUUCUGACAAAGAUGAAAGAAACAGCUGAAAUGUAUCUUGGGGGAACAGUAAAAGACGCUGUUAUUACAGUGCCAGCUUACUUCAAUGAUUCUCAGCGUCAAGCAACUAAAGAUGCAGGAGUGAUUGCAGCUCUGAACGUUCUGAGGAUCAUCAACGAACCCACUGCUGCUGCUCUUGCUUAUGGUUUGGAUAAAGACUUGAAAGGAGACAAAAAUGUUCUCAUAUUUGACCUUGGAGGGGGCACAUUUGAUGUCUCAAUUCUCCAAAUAGCUGAAGGUUCAUUAUUCGAAGUGCGGUCAACAGCAGGAGACACUCAUUUGGGCGGCGAGGAUUUUGAUUGCAGAAUGGUGGAUCAUUUUGCUCAAGAAUUUGAGAAGAAGUACAAGAAAAAUAUUAAGGAGAAUCCAAAAGCUCUCAGAAGACUUCGAACGGCUUGCGAAAGGGCCAAGAGAACUCUUUCGUCCAGCACUGAAGCCAGUUUAGAAAUAGACGCAUUGCACGACGGUAUAGAUUUCUACUCUAAAAUCACAAGAGCUCGCUUCGAAGAGAUGUGCUCCGACUUGUUCAGGCAGACGCUCGGGCCAGUUGAAAGAGCUCUAAAAGAUGCAAGCCUAAAUACUAGAGAAAUACACGAUGUUGUUAUGGUCGGUGGUUCAACACGUAUUCCUAAAAUACAGAGGCUGUUGCAGGAGUUCUUCAGCGGCAAAACGCUUAACUUGUCUAUUAACCCUGACGAAGCAGUUGCCUACGGCGCAGCUGUCCAGGCUGCUAUUCUGACUGGCUCUAAAGACACGCGAAUACAAGAUGUCCUAUUAGUGGAUGUGACCCCACUGUCUCUUGGGAUUGAAACCGCUGGAGGGGUCAUGACGCGUUUGGUGGAAAGAAACACGAGAAUACCUACUGCACAGAAACAAGUGUUUAGCACGUAUGCCGACAAUCAACCUGCAGUGACAAUUCAGAUUUAUGAAGGUGAAAGAGCAAUGACGAAAGACAACAAUUUGCUCGGCACGUUUAACUUGACUGGAAUACCACCUGCUCCAAGAGGAAUCCCACAAAUUGAGGUAACUUUCGACAUAGAUGCCAAUGGUAUUUUAAACGUGAGCGCUCAAGACAAAAGUACAGGCCGAUCAGAACAGAUAACCAUCUCCAAUGACAAAGGUCGUCUCAGUAAAAAGGAGAUUGAGAAAAUGCUCAACGAAGCCGAGAAGUUCAAGUCAGAAGACGAAGCUAUUCGGAAGAAAGUCGAAGUUAGGAAUCAGCUGGAGGGCUAUUUAUUUGGAUGUAAAACGGCAGCGGAAAACGCAAGCAGCCGGCUGACAAACGAAGAAAGAACAGCCGUGCUCAACGAGUGCAACGACCAGCUCCACUGGCUUGAGAGCAACCCUGACGCGUCCAAGGCGGAACUGGAGACACGGCUGCAACGGGCUCAGAAAAUCUGCCAGCCAGCGAUGAUGAAGCUGCAUGGAGCAUUGGGAGGAGGUGGCCCUAGCUGUGCUCGACCAGGGUCAGUGGGGCCAAGAGUCGAAGAAUUGGACUAAGUUUUAACAGAUUUGCUGACGCAAAUUGCAGCGACUCGAUUCCCUGGUCUAGGCGUGUCAAGGGCUCAUAAGAGAUCUGCUAGCCAGCAAUGAUGAAGCUGCAUGGAGCAUUGGGAGCAGGUGGCCCUAGCUGUGCUCGACCAGGGAAGCCUAGAGUUGAAGAAUUGGAUUAAGAUAUUAUAUGAGAUUUUCUGCGUAGCAACAACUAAUCGUGGUAAGACAGACUCGUAAAAUCUACCAGCCAGCGAUGAUGAAGCUACAUUAGGUGGAGAAGAUUCUGCUACCAGGGUCAGAGUGGCCUAGAGUCGGGAAUUGGACUGAGACAUUAAAGAUAAUGCUGAAUUGCAACAAUAAAUCUUGGCAUAUCAAAGGCUUAGAAAAUUUGCCAGCCCGCUAUGAUGAAACUGCAUGGAGCAUUGAGGAGGCUCUAGCUGCCUGAGUCGAAGAAGGACUAAGAUAUGAAAGAUAUGCUGAAUUUAAUAUUGCAACGACUAGAUUCACUCUCAGUCGAAGGUUUCCAAGAUUUGUCAGCCUGCGACGAUGAAACUCAACGUUUUAGGCGAUGGUGAUCAUAGUUGAGCUAAGCCUGUUUUAAGGGACCUGAAGAAGUAGACUUGGAGUAUCGAAGGUUAAAGUUAAAGGUAUCGACGCAAAUAAAAAAUAUACCUAAAACUAGACCACAAGCGUCGUUUUGAUCCUGACGAGCUGCCAUUGAAAUUCAAAUUGAAACAGUUUUUAACCUCACAAGAUUUUCUACAAAUUUUAUAUAAAUUUUUAUGCGUCCAGAUUUAUCAAUCUAAUUAUGAAAUACAAAAUAUAUUAUAACACAAAACUA
Messenger RNA from Ostrinia furnacalis (Asian corn borer), 2902 nucleotides. Its product is annotated as heat shock protein 68. The record is from RefSeq and is a predicted model, not a curated record. The transcript is spliced from 7 exons. Gene Ontology annotation, molecular function: ATP binding; ATP-dependent protein folding chaperone. Lineage: Eukaryota; Metazoa; Arthropoda; Insecta; Lepidoptera; Crambidae. Bases 166 to 2067 code for a protein of 633 amino acids.